AUGCAGGAAUACGACAUUAUAGUGCUUGGAACUGGACUCAAGGAAUGUAUCCUCUCUGGUUUAAUGUCUCUAAGCGGGAAAAAGGUUCUUCACAUUGACAAGAAUCCUUACUAUGGAGGAGAGAGCGCUUCUAUUUCUCCCCUGGAAGAGCUGUAUAAGAAGUUCCAGGUUCCAAAUCCUUCUAAAUCCGCCAGCCGUGGAAAAGAGUGGAACAUCGACCUCAUCCCCAAAUUUUUUCUUGCCACUGGUCAGCUGGUUAAAAUCUUGGUGCACACUGAGGUGACUCGCUAUCUGGACUUCAAAGUUGUUGAAGGCAGCUAUGUAUACAAAGGAGGAAAAGUACACAAAGUCCCUGCUACGGAGGAAGACGCUCACGCUUCAGAUCUGAUGGGCAUGUUUGACAAGAGAAGGUUCAAGAAGCUGCUGCUCUUCGCCCUGAACUUUGACGUGAGAAAUCCUCGCACCUACCAGGACAUGGAUCCUCAGAAAACCACCACGCGGGACCUGUUCGCUCGCUUUGACCUGGGCCUCGAAGUUACAGAGGUCAUAGGUCACGCUAUAGCCUUGCACAGCAGUGGGAGUUACCUGGACGAGCCCUGUGUGGAGACUAUCAGCAGGAUCAGGCUCUACUGUGAGUCUCUGUCCCGCCACAACACCAGUCCAUACCUGUACCCCGUGUACGGCCUGGGAGAACUACCGCAGGGAUUCGCCAGACUGAGUGCAGAAUAUGGAGGAACCUUCCUGUUAAACAGAACAGUGGAUGAGAUUGUGAUGGACAACGGCACAGUGACGGCUGUGAAAUCUGAGGGGAAGCUGUUCCACUGCAAACAGUUGAUUUGUGAUCCCAGCUACGUUCCAAACCGGGUCAGGAAAGUCGGCCGGGUCAUAAGGGUGAUCUGUUUAUUAAACCAUCCAGUUAAAAACACUCACGAGGCCAGUUCCUGUCAGAUCAUCAUCCCUCAAACACAGCUCAACAGAAAAACAGACAUCUAUAUUUCUGUCGUCUCCUUUGCUCACAACGUGGCCUCAGACGGGAUGUACAUCGCCACAGUGAGCACCACCGUAGAAACCAGCAACCCAGAAAAAGAAGUGCAGCCGGGGCUGGAGCUCCUCGAGCCCAUCAUGCAAAAAUUUGUGUCUGUCAGCAACUUGCUAGUUCCAAAAGAAGAUGGAACCAAGAGUCAGAUAUUUGUGUCUCGCUCGUUUGACGCAACAAACCACUUUGAGGCUGAAUGUCAAGACAUCAAAGACAUGUACCGCCGGCUCACCGGGGCAGAGCUCUCCUUUAUGGGCUCACGACACCAGUCUCAUAACUCUGAUGAAGACUGAGGCAGACGUGUAACAUCAGGACCAAAUGAUUCAACAGCUGGAGGCCAGAAUGAAAUAAUGAUGAUUAUGCUGUGCAGCUGUAAGGCAGCGGGUGUUAUGUAGCAUGUAGAGGGAACUCUGAGUGUGCUUCGUAAACGCUGGAUGAGUUUUGUUCCUCUAAUCUGUUUGCUUUUUACUUUUCUGUUUGUGGAAAUCUGUAAAACAGGAUUUUUGCUGAAUUGUUUGGGAAACAUCUUUUUUCAGUCGUAUCACUUCAAUCUUCUGUAUCUGUUUUUGCUACAAGACAACGUAACAGUAAAUCAGCGAUGUAACUAUAAUACAGUUUCUUUUCUGCAGUUCUUUGGUUUUAUAGUUUACAACAAAGUAAAAUCCGAGCACGCUGCUUUGUGUGGAAACCAAAAUUCCUCCUGCAUUUGUCUAAAAAUGACAGUCCACUAUUGAGAGAUACAUCACACUGAAAUAAGGCUACAUGCACAUUAAAGACAACUUCAUAUUCAGUAUGCUGUUAGCUGCUUAGCUAAUUUGGAAGUCACCUUUGAUACGAAUGCAUCACUCUGAUUGGAAACAUUCUUGAUUUUUCUCAAGCAUCUGUCAGCUCGACUAUGUUUCAGCCGCAGCAGCCUGCAUGUGACUGAUUGAGAUUUAAACGUUCAGGCUGACGCAGAGCAGAUGAUUACAGAUGAAGCACUGUGAUGUGUGGAGGAUUUGUGGCUUCUCGUCUCUAUGGGGCUUACGUGCGAGACGGACAAAGCCACUGAAUUAUGUCAUAUGCUGCUGGAGGCAGCGGGUGGACAGACGCACAGAGUAAAGAGGCUUAUCCAAAUGAAGGACAGUCGCCCCCAUCACCACCUCAGGUAGCGGACUGGGACACACUCACACAUGUAACAUCUCUUUUCUUUUUGCAUAGACUUCCCAUUUAACAGGUGUACAGAUGGCAUCUAAAAUGAAAUAUACAGUCUGCUGAGUUGGUCUUACUAUAUAUUUAUGAUAUACGCAAAAAUACAUUAAAUGCAUUACACUUGUAAAGCAUUAACCAUAAAUAUUUUAUACAUGGAAGACGAGUAAUUAAAUACAAGAAUACAAAUAAACUUUAUUCUCCAUCACUGGCAACCUCACUUCACAUUCACCAGAGCACUUGUUCAUGUUAAACACAUGCACACAUCGCUGCGUUCAUCUCUAAAUCUAGAUUUUCAAAUCCAAAUUUGGUUGCCGACAUCAUAACAGUGCUGUCUCAUGUACAAAUGCUGACUGCAUGUCAACCCAACACCAUCAGUAUACAAAACUACUGUCAAUUUGUUUUUACUUUGUAGAGAAAUCUGAAAUUGGUGGUAGCUCGCGGCUCAACAGAGCAUGCCUCGGAUCACCGGGCGACAGCGGCUGCUUUAAUUGCCUUCAUCUAUAAAUAAAUAAAGCAACUGCUGUAAGUA
This is a messenger RNA of Stegastes partitus (bicolor damselfish), 2756 nucleotides long. RefSeq names its product rab GDP dissociation inhibitor beta. Gene Ontology annotation, cellular component: cytoplasm. Bases 1 to 1329 code for a protein of 442 amino acids. The record is from RefSeq and is a predicted model, not a curated record. NCBI's taxonomy places the organism in Eukaryota, Metazoa, Chordata, Actinopteri, Pomacentridae. The transcript is spliced from 11 exons. Gene Ontology annotation, molecular function: Rab GDP-dissociation inhibitor activity. Gene Ontology annotation, biological process: vesicle-mediated transport; protein transport; small GTPase-mediated signal transduction.